Messenger RNA from Magallana angulata, 1178 nucleotides. RefSeq lists its product as uncharacterized. Bases 1 to 756 code for a protein of 251 amino acids. The transcript is spliced from 4 exons. The record is from RefSeq and is a predicted model, not a curated record. Lineage: Eukaryota; Metazoa; Mollusca; Bivalvia; Ostreida; Ostreidae.
AUGAAAUGGCGGACUCAUGUUUUUGUCGUUCUUUUCCAGGUUCAUGUCAACAUAUGUUUUUCUCACCAAUGCUUUCCUAACGAGAUUCAAACGUUUUUAAAGGGAAAACUAGCGGACUCUGAUUUCACAUCUUUGCUUUCUCUGGAAGAUAACAGUUAUGGGAAACUGUUUCACAAGUGUUUGUUUUAUUGUGAAAAAGAUAAACGGUGCAUUGGGUUUCAGAUCUGCAAAAUUUCUGAAACUCUGUUCCAAUGUCGAACAUGUUGUGAAUGGAAGAAAGCGAAAGGAUUCACUUUCACGUAUUCGCCUGACUGUAAAUACGUUGAGAUGAAAAUUGACUUCGAAACUAACCUGGCAUUUAACAGAACAGCAAUAUUAAGCAGCGAAUUUGAUGAAAUGCACAAGGCAUCAAACGCAGUUGAUGGGAUAAAGAUGUGUUUUUCAUACAAUCUAGUGGCUUCCUCUUCUAGAUCAAUACAACCUUGGUUGUUGAUUCAGUUGGAUGCUAUAUACAGUAUUGGCAAAGUAGUGGUGUAUGCUAGGAAUGAUAGAUAUGCGAAUGAAGCAAACAACAUUAUAGUUUAUAUCAAGGAUAUUGAUGUCAGCAACGUAUGCGGAGGGAUUUAUCAAGGUCCUACCUUUAAUAGUGACGUCAUCUACUUUAUGUGCCCCUCCGAGUCUAGAGGCAACAGUGUCCAUAUCCAGAAAACGACGAGGGGUCAGCUUGGAUUUUGUGAAAUUGAGGUUUAUGAAUAGCCAGGGAGUGCACAAAUUAAAAUAAACUCUUAAGUUAACUCAGGGUUUGAGUUCUCAAUUUCGGAUUGUUAUAAAGUUAUGAGUAAAAUUUGUUCUAAAUACAAAAAGUUUUUAUGAAAUGAAUUGUUAUUGACAUGACAUUCGAUAUUUUUACUAUAUUAAAAAAUUGCUUCAAAGUUGGACUAUUAGCAAAUCAGAGGAAAUUCGGACUAAAUUUUUCAGAUUUUGUUCUUCUCUAAAAUGUUUUUCGUAGUACUGUAAUAUUUUAAGUUAAUAUUUGCUAUGUUGGUCAACAUAAUUUUGUGUACUUUUUGUUGGUUUUUAUCUUCCUUUUUCAUUUAAAAAAUCGUAUGGAACACACUAUAAAAAUAUUGAAAAAUGCUUAAAAACGAUGAUAGACACUUAAUACCUUAUAAUUUUGA